Homalodisca vitripennis (glassy-winged sharpshooter) is the source of this 5835-nucleotide messenger RNA. RefSeq names its product zinc finger protein 501-like. Bases 442 to 1890 code for a protein of 482 amino acids. Gene Ontology annotation, biological process: regulation of transcription by RNA polymerase II. Lineage: Eukaryota; Metazoa; Arthropoda; Insecta; Hemiptera; Cicadellidae. Gene Ontology annotation, cellular component: nucleus. Gene Ontology annotation, molecular function: DNA-binding transcription factor activity, RNA polymerase II-specific; RNA polymerase II transcription regulatory region sequence-specific DNA binding. The transcript has 5 exons. The record is from RefSeq and is a predicted model, not a curated record.
ACAGAUGGAGAUGGUUUGAAUCUGUCAAAUCGAAAUGAAGUUGUGAAAUUUAAGGUUAUGUUGUCUUGUGUAAUAUUUGUGCGGGGUGAUACUAAAUACGAAAUAACCGGUCCGGCAAUAGCCUUUUGCUUUUAAAACAAAACCAUAUAACUUACAAAAUAUUCCUGUGUUAUGUUAUUGAGUAGUUACUCAUUGCAGUAAUAUACAGGAUAAGAUAGCCAAAAAUCUUUGAUUUUCAGUCAAGCAUCACAGAAGAAAUAACAAUUUGGUUGCAGGUUUAACAAUUUACUAUUUGAUGUCCCAUUAUUCAGAGAUAGACAGACCAACCAUGUGAUAUGCAUAGCGUGAUCAUAUCAAGUAACUGUGACACUAACAGGUAACAAGACACAAGGAAAACCAGCAAUAAUAUAUUUAUGAACUUAAAACAUCCAGAAGAGGAAAAUGAUUAAUGGAGAAUCUAUGCCAAAUCACUUGCUUUCGAGGAAUAUUUUUGAAUACUGUGAAAGUAGCAAUUAUGGAACAAGGUUAGAAAACUAUGUUAUAAGAUUGAAACAGAAAAGUUUACAAGGAAAGGUUGUCCCAGAUGCUAAAGAAACUAAAAAAUACAGUUUAGAGGAGCCAGAAAUGUAUUCUUCUGAAACCAGACUUGAAGAUGUGAUGGAAGAUUCUUUGUCUAAUUCAGUUACAGAUGAAAUAACAGAAGAACACCUGAUGCCUGAAGUUCAGCUUAAAGAGGGUGAGGAAGACAUUUCACCAUCAACUCAGGAUAUAACAGUGCACGAUGAUUCUGACUCUCCGCACUCGAGCGAUGAAGAAGAUUUGCACUUGUCAGAAGAUAACCUUGAAUCAGAAGGGGAGUCACAAAGGCCAGAAAGAAUCAAAAUGUCAAGAAAAAAAGAUUCUCUCAGGAUUGUUUCUCAGUUUCGAAGGAAGAUGUAUCCUUGCCUUUACUGCAGCCAUGUAGCUAAACUCAGAGUGGAGUUGAGGGAACAUAUGAAGUCUCAUAAUGAACACCCAUUCAAGUGUUCAGAGUGUGGUAGUGUGUGUUCAAACAAUGGCAACCUCAAGAGGCAUAUAAUGAUACAUACAGGAGAGCGACCGUAUAAGUGUCCCUAUUGUGAACAGAGCUUCAAAACCAACAAUCACAUGAAAAUUCACAUCCUCAAGCACACUGGCGAACGUCCACACAAAUGCGAUAAGUGUCCUGCGACUUUCACUCAGGGGGCUCAUUUGAAAAAACAUUCUAUGAGACACAUUGUGAAAACAACGUUUAAGUGUCUUUAUUGCAAGUUUUCAACUAAAGACCAAGCCGAGUUAAAAGAACACUCCUCCAUUCAUUCGUAUAAAACGGGAAAGCAAAGAUUUCAGUGUUCUUUAUGCGAAUACAGUACAAUGCAUGCGGGGCAUUUGACUCAACACAUGGUCAAACACAGGAAGGAAAGAAACUUUCAAUGUACAGUGUGUGGGAGUUGCUAUAAAUCCGGAGAUCAACUUAGAAAACAUUCUAUGAUUCAUGCGGAAGAGAAAAAAUAUAAAUGUCCUACUUGCCAAUACACUACUUCACACAACAGUAACUUAAAGAAACACGUCUUAUGUCACAGCAAGGGCCGCAUUUUUUGCCCGUCUUGCAAUUAUGCGUGCAGGACACAAGAGGAAUUUGAGAAGCAUGUAAAAAAACACAACAGGGAACUGCCUCACUCGUGUAGUGUUUGUGAUUACAAGUGCAGCCAGAAGUGUAGACUAGAAGUUCACAUGUUGAAACACAAUGGGACUGAACCGUAUCAGUGUGAGGUGUGCCAGUUUACUACGACCAGACUGGGAAAUCUGAAAAGGCAUUUAUUGAGGCAUACGGAGGAGAAGUUAUACAAAUGUACAGAGUACUGUUGGUAACACAAGAGUCAAUGAUGUUUUCAAGUGCAACCACAGCAGAAAACGCACUGUCUGGUACAUCAAUGGUUUUUUUAUUGGAGUUUCUCAGCAUAUUGAUAGCAAUUCUAGCUUCCCUAGGCGUAAUAUCUUACACUAGUGCUAGCUGUCCUAGCUUAAUUAUCUUACACUUCUCACCGAUAGUCAAAGUUUUAACCUUCCUUUGAGCACUUGUUGUCAUUCACAUAAAUAAAAACACAACCAAAGAUUAAGUACAGUACCGUAGCAUGUGAAAGAUAGAUAAAGGACUGGCAGGCAGCAGACAGAUGACUCACCGACAGGUCACAACACACUUCUCUAAGCCUACACUGUAUUCCUGGGGUUUUUGAAAUAGCAAGGUCCAAAGAAUUCAAGUUAUUGGGGUAGAAUUUGACUUGUGGAAGUAAAUUUAAAGAGUCCAUUUUUGCUAACAUGGUGCUAACAAUGGUAGAGAGAGUUUUUAUCGUAGAGCAUUAUUUUCGCUCAUAUGAAAUUGGUCGUGCGGGUGGGCCAAGCUUGUCAUACACUGCAUUACGUUUUCAGGAACAUUUCCACAAAAACCCGCCUAGUAAUACUGUGAUUAUUAGUGUUGAAAAAUUUCGAAGAACAGGUAGUGUUUUGACACGGCGAAAGGGCUUUUCAGGUCGCCCAACUACUGUCUGUACAAAUGAAAACCACGGAAGAGUGUUGCAGCAAGUGUUACAGUCACUGAAAAGAAGCCUAAUGCGAGUUUCUCUUGAACUCAGUAUUAGCAAUAUGUCAAUGUGAAGAAUGUUCAAAAACAUUGGUGGUUUUCCCUACAGAUACAAACUGGACAACCUUUGAACUGUAGAAACAAACUAGCCAGAGUUCAGUACUGUGCUUCAAUGUUAGCAAUAUAUGAAGAACCUGAGUGAUGUAUGGUUUACAGAUGAAUGUCAUGUGCACCUUAAUGGUUUCUUAAACAAGCAGACAACACGUGUCCUUGGAUUUGAACAUCCUGACAUUGUUGUAGAGAGGCCAUAUCAUAGUAAGCGUGUAACCAUUUGGUGCGCUGUGUCUGGGAGGGGUAUAGUGGGACCAUACAUUUUUGAAGGCAAUAAUGGAGACACUCUUACUGUAAAUCAGUAUCGAUAUAGGGCCAUUAUUGAUCGUUUUGUGAGAGACCUCAGGAGAUUUUGUCUUUCACAAAACCUGCCGUUAAAUUCACAGUGGUUCCAGCAAGAUGGCAAAACCAGUCACACUGCCGUUAACAACAUUGCUUUCCUACAACAAACCUUUGGCAAGUAUCUCAUCUCCCUUAGAGCAAACUUUCCUUACCCAGCCCACUCCUCCGAUCUUACAACACCGGACGCCUACGUCUGGGGAAUGUUGAAAGAAAGAAUUUUCCGCGAGGACCCACCAUCUACCAUUGUUCAACUCAAAGAAAAAAUAACUAUGUGAAUUAGGAGAAUAGAACAACCCCUAUUCAUAAAAAUGAUGGAAAAUCUACAAGAACAGUAUGAGCGUUGCCCCAAACUGAACGGGGGUCACAUUUAACAUGUUAAUACCCGAGUUUAACCGAUUUUUCUUGCUUUGACUUGUAUUUAUUGGUAAAAUCUAUAUGUAAUGUUACUGUGUUUACCAUAAUAAAAUAUUACCAUUUCAGUAGUGUUUAUUUUGGCUAAUACUGUAUUGUAUACUUAUUCAGGACUCACUUGUAUACACAUUUAAGAGAUCAUUCAUUGAUUUAUCUCUUCUUCAAGGUUGCAUUGAUAUUCCGGUAGGAAAAAUUGUUCUUAAAAAAAAAAAACACAGUCUUUAUAUGAAGCCAGUAGUCUUUAUUAUUUAUAAGCCAAAAGAGAGCAUGUCCUUUACGUAAUUUCGGCAUGGCUUUGAUUAGUUUUUCAAACAUUUAAGAAAUAUUACAGUGUCUGUCUCCUGACGUGGUUACAUACCUGUCAUAUGUCAAACCUAUCAGGAGCUGGUUAUUCUACUCGAUCAGGUAAUUUAUAACUUUUCUUAUCAGUUGUCCAUAGAUAAAUUAAUCCCUACAGUAGGUAUACUGGUUAGGGUUACAUUUUUUAUUGUUUGUUGAAAUUUUCGAUGAAGUAGUUUACACUUUUUGUUUUAUUUAUUUCAACAAAGUUGAAGUUGACCAAAUAUACAGGCGAUCAGUGUAUAAAAAAGGUGUAAGUGUGAAUGAUGUGGUGUGAUAACUGUAUCGCUCUAGUGAUGGAAAGAAAAAGGUUCUACUUGAAAAUAUCUAGCACAAGAAGUGUAGAAGUUACCUGGUUUUCUCUAGCUUAGGGCUAAAGGUUCCAUUUAGAUUCCUUUCUAAGUAGAAUUUCUUACCUAGUACUAUUGGAGUUUGUUAUAUCUCUAGGAGAUCAGGAACAAAUGACAAUCUUACCUGUGAUCGUACCCCUUAUAUAGCAUAUGGACCGGCACAGGCUCAGUUUCAUCGCUUCUAGCCACAGUGCUCCAUCUCUCCAUAAGAACGUAAGGAGAUGCUUCAUAAUAUAAUGGACCUCUAUUUAGGUUUGUCAAGGUCUGCCUGUUCAGAUAUGGUGCUGUUCCUCGAGAACACCCUUCUGUAAACUUAAAUGCUUGGGUGGGUUCUGUAGAAUACAUUGAGCCGAGUCAUUCUUUAUAACAGCAGGAUAGUUAGAUAGGAUGGCAACGACAUAGUGUAGCGGAUACAGCGGUUAUUGCAAGAUAACCGAAACUAGCAACUGGCAGCUGCUUGGAUGAGUGUCCGCUGAGCGAUCCUGUCCUUGCAAGUAACCUGCCUACCCUGCUAUUGGUGGUGGUUCAGAAGUCAUCUCUAAGCCUUUGGUCCCCAGGUUAAGUGAUAUAGAGGGCUUCUGAGCGCUAACUUCGCCUGGUAAAAUAAGGCAUUAUAUCACUUUGACUUUGAUAGUACAUAACAUUCAGGAGAUGUGUGAUGAGAUAAACGACUAUUUUGUAAACACCAAACCAAAUAUGACCCACACACUAAUAUAAUACACACACUUAUGGUUUUGAUAAUUCUAUAGUAGACACAGACUAUUCUGGUGUGGGAACUCCUGUUUCGUUUCACCUGUAACCAAAGAAGAGAUCGAGAGAGUUAUUGGAAGCUUAAAAAAAUAAAUCUUUUGAAAUAGACUAUUUAUCAGUGUUUCUACAGAAAAGGGUCGCAACAAAUCUAUCACCAGUUUUACAACAUACAUUUAAUUUAAGUUUUGCAGCAGGACAAUUUCCUGAUUAUUUUAAAAUGAGCUUGGUAAUUGCAAUUCAGAAAAAGCCUAAUUCCGACAGGGUUGAUAAUCUGAGACCGAUUAGCCUCCUUUGGGUCUUUAAACAAAAAGAUUUUAAUUGGAAGUAAAAUCACCCACAACAAUCCUAAUCAAAUUUGUGGCCUCUCAAAUAAUACUUUCAAAGCAUCCGUGGUAUUAUAAUCUGAUUUAAUUAUUUAUGCCUUGUUUAACCAGAGUUUUUCAGUUGCUAUUAUAAAAAUGAAUAUGUGACUCUGGAUCAGGUUAAUGAAACAAAUGUAAGCAAAUUAAAGUAACAGUUCUAUGGAGUUAUGUAUUUAAGUACCAUGCCUUGUAUUUUAUCACAUCAUGGUAAAAUAUAUUGAUAUGUUCUUGUUAGAGCUCUUCAAAAUAUCAAACCUACAUGGUUAUUGCAAUUGGCUGUAAAGUAAGUACAAUGAGAAAUAAUAUUUGUAUUUUUAUUUGCUAUUUGUAGUAUUGAACCGUUGUUUUAUCACUGAUUUUAGUUUUAUUGUCUAAAUUGGUUUGCUAUUUUACUAAAUGUUGUUAUGAACAAUAAUUUAUUUCAUUUAACGAUAAAAAUACACAGACAGUGAAGCAAUGUGAAACUAUCAGACAGAUAUUACUCACGUUCUUUGUUUAAAGGUUAUUUUUGACGAUGGAAGGAUUGUGAAGGAAACAGGAUUUUUUCGGACAUUUGCCAUCGUUCAGUGAA